Messenger RNA from Gigantopelta aegis, 1298 nucleotides. RefSeq lists its product as uncharacterized. The coding region runs from base 149 to 457 and encodes 102 amino acids. The record is from RefSeq and is a predicted model, not a curated record. The transcript has 2 exons. NCBI's taxonomy places the organism in Eukaryota, Metazoa, Mollusca, Gastropoda, Neomphalida, Peltospiridae.
GUAUACAAUAAAUGUUUUUAAAGAUAAUAAAAUUAAUGAAUAAUAAUAAUAAUACGAGGAACAUAUUCCCUUUACACCGGAGGUGAAAUUUCGUUAACACCGAUGUCAACCUUCACCUUCGUCUUUAUGUUGGUGAGACAAAAACCGCAUGGAGUACCCCCCUGCAAGAAAGUUUGAUUAUGGAGACAGAAAGUGCGGAAGCGGUAAAAUGUUUAUCGGAACAGACUGCGACAGAUACGGCGCUGUGUUCUCAGACUGCAAGGGAAAAGGCCUAAUGAAACAGCACGUCCUGAAAACCAUUAAGAUUCCCGGUCUCCACCAGUGCAAGAAGGAGUGCAGUGCCUUGCGGAGUUGUCGCUCGAUCCUGGUGGAGUACGGAGUGCCCGCCAGGUGUCACCUUCUGGCCGUUGGCAGGCUUGAUGUAGAUGAACGAUAUCACCGUACACGUCACUGGUGAAAUGGUCUACACAUAUCGUCACAGAGACUGCCAGUAGACUACCGAGCUACUCUCGGCAAACUAAGUUCCAAAACAUAAUAUUAUAUAGCUCCCCCUUUCCAAUUCGUCGGAUCGGUCAAAAAUUCGCCACAUUUCCUUCAUUCAAAUUGCGCACCUUUUCCCCCUUUGGCAUUAAUCCUACAGGACAUUCCAUAACACCAAAACAACCACACACCUCGUUUCGCCUGUUACCAACCCUGGUCGAGCUGCUAGUGCUCUCUUGCACCUGCUACCCACCCCAAACUCUUUUCCUGUCCUGGACGGAGGAGCCCAUGACGGGCGUGCGCUAAACCAGCUUGCUCUGAAUGUGCACGUUGAACCCUAUGACCUAACCUGACCUGUAUUGCCAGUAGGCCCCCACCCGCUACCGACCCCGGUCGAGCUGCUGGUGCUCUCUUGCAACUGCCAGUGCGGGCGGUCACUCCUCCCACCCACCCCAAACCCUGUUUCUGUCCUGCACGGAGGAUCCAGCUUAGGACAUGCACUACAACAGCUUGCUCUGAAUGUGCACGUUGAACCCUAUGACCUGACUUGACCUGACCUGACCUGUCAGUAGAACGACGGCUCCCAAUAGCCAAGAUUCCAGCAAGAGCUAUAAUUCGGCCAAUUAAAUCAAAGUUACUCAAAUAGCUCCUAACUCUAACAUUAACCCUAACUCAAAUCCACUCAAAUAGCUCUUAACACUAACACUAACCCUAACCCUAACUCUAACCCUAAUCCUAAAUCAAAACCACUCAAAUAGCUCAUAACCCUAACCCUAACCCUAAAUAAAAACCACUCAAAUAGCGCCUAACCCUAACCC